UCAUUUUCCUGUGGCUCCUAUCAGGUUGUCAGUACAAGUGACAUUUUGUCCUUUUAAGUGGAAUAGCAGGUGAAACAGGGCCGGAUCAACUUCAUCUGCAAGAGCUCACACCAGAAGAAACAGGGCCGGAUCAACUUCACUUUUCUUUUCCUUCAGCAAUGUUUGUCCCAAUUGUUAUUGCAUUGGCGGUGGGUUUUCUGGGAUGGGCUUAUCAGUCGCUAAAGCCUCCCCCUCCGAAAAUAUGUGGAACUCCAGGUGGUCCUCCGGUCACUUCUCCAAGAGUCAAACUCAGUGAUGGAAGGCAUUUGGCCUAUAGAGAAGCAGGAGUUCCCAAGGGAGAUGCCAAGCAUAAAGUCAUUGUCAUUCAUGGCUUUGACGGCUCCAAAGAUAAGAAUCUUCCCGUCUCUCAAGAAUUUAUAGAGGAAGUACAAAUAUAUUUUCUGUACUUCGACAGAGCCGGUUAUGGAGAGAGUGAUCCUUAUCCCUCACGCUCGGUGAAGAGCGAAGCAUUUGAUAUUCAAGAACUGGCAGACCAAUUGCAGCUUGGUGAUAGAUUUCAUGUGCUUGGAAUGUCGAUGGGAGGCUAUCCAGUUUAUGGUUGCCUCAAAUACAUACCACACAGGUUGGCAGGAGCUUCCUUGGUAGUUCCAUUUGUGCACUAUUGGUGGUCCUCCCUCCCUGCCAGUCUAUCAAGACAGGCCUUCAAGAAGCUUCUUGUUCAGGACCAAUGGUCGUUCAGAAUCGCACACCAUGCUCCCUGGUUAUUCUACUGGUGGAUGACGCAAAAGUGGUUCCCUUCACUGAGUAUAAAAGCAGGAAACAUGGCAAUCUUCAGUCCUCGAGAUUUAGAGAUUAUCAAAAAAAUGUCUGAAACUCCAAGUGUUGGUCAGGAAAAGAAUAAACAACAAGGCGAUCAUGAAUGUCUACAUCGAGACAUAAUUGCUGGCUAUGCUAAAUGGGAAUUUGAUCCACUGGACUUGGACAAUCCUUUUCCUGACAAUGAGGGCUCAGUCCACAUAUGGCAAGGCUGCGAAGACCGGAUCAUUCCUUCUGAAAUAAAUCGAUACAUCUCAGAGAAGCUCCCUUGGAUUCAUUAUCAUGAAGUUCCUGAUAAGGGGCAUAUGCUUAUAUUUGAGAGAGAUCCAUGUGAAGAAAUCUUGAGAGAACUUUUGUCAAAGUAAACUGCCUGGUUUGUACUGAAUAAACCUUUUGUAAUGGCUCCCUUAUAUAUGUGUUAUAAACCAUUCUGGCAUA
Tripterygium wilfordii is the source of this 1254-nucleotide messenger RNA. RefSeq lists its product as uncharacterized. Bases 159 to 1181 code for a protein of 340 amino acids. The record is from RefSeq and is a predicted model, not a curated record. Lineage: Eukaryota; Viridiplantae; Streptophyta; Magnoliopsida; Celastrales; Celastraceae. The transcript has 5 exons.